AUGUCUAAUCAAGUCACACGAUUUGUAUCUGGAUUAAAGUCCCGAAAUGUCGACAUACAAACUAAAACGGCUCGGGAGCUUUAUCAUUAUGCAAAAACAGAACUCCGUGAAGUACCGCAAGAAGAACUUACACAGUUCCUUGAUGAAUUCAACCACCAAAUUAUUGAAAUGGUUUCAAGUAAUGAUGUUCAUGAAAAAAAAGGCGGGGUAUUGGCUAUCGUAUGUCUCAUAGGUGGUGACUGUGACACAACAAAAACCCGGAUAACAAGAUUUGCAAAUUAUUUAAGAAAUUUGCUUCCUUCCUCUGAUGCUGGUGUUAUGGAACUAGCAGCUAAGACAGUAGGUCGCUUGGCUACCGUGUCUGGAGUCAAAAGAGCCGAAUAUGUUGAAUUUGAAGUAAAGAGAGCAUUUGAGUGGUUGUCAGAGGAAAGAAGUGAGGGCAGGCGACAUUCAGCCGUUUUAUUGCUUAAAGAAUUGGCUAUAGCUAUGCCAACCUAUUUCUAUCAACAAGUUUCUGGUUUCUUUGAUCAUAUAUUGGUUGCGUUAAAAGAUCCAAAGCAACAAAUCAGAGAAGCAGCUGCUAAGGCGUUAAGAGCUGGACUAGUGGUUACUGCUCAAAGGGAAGCAGCAAAGCAGUCUACUGCAAAACCACAGUGGUACUUACAAUGUUAUGAAGAGGCUAUGGUGUCAUUUGAGGAUAUUCCCAAAGAGAAAGGUAUCACUAAAGAAGAUAAAGUGCAUGGAGGUCUUCUUAUUCUUAAUGAACUUUUGAGGUGUUCCAAUGCUGCUUGGGAGAAAAAGUAUACACAAUUAAUGCAGAGCUUGGACACACAGAGAGAUAUAACAGUUUCUGAUGAUAUAAUAUUCAUAAGCUCUAAGUUGCAUAGUCCUUCAGUAAAGAGGGGCUACCUGUGUGAUGGUUUUAAGACUGAAAAUGUGCAAUAUCCAGUACCUAUUUAUGAAUCUGAUGUAUGUAGAAAACUAUUAAAUGAAGAAUAUGACCGAAUUUGUAAAGAUGUGAUGAACCAGAGAUUUCUAAAAACCCAAGGAGUUCCCCAAAUACUCCUUAGUAUAAUUCCGCGACUAGCCGCUUUUAAUAAAGAAAUUUUUAUGAAGAAAUAUCUUAAUUCUACUAUGAGUUAUUUAUUAACGUCGCUUCGUAGCAGAGAAAAAGAUAAAAAUAUGGCCUUCACAACAUUAGGUUUAAUGGCAGUAGCUAUUGAAGGCGAUAUUAAAAACUAUAUUCGUACCAUAAUGGAUUUUAUAAAGCAAGCAUUACCAAUCAGAGAUUCACAAAGUAAGAAAAGAAUGUGGAUUGAUCCAUCUAUUUUCGCGUGUAUUACCUUACUAGGAAGCGCUGUAAAGGAUUUAGUAGUCAGUGAUAUUAAAGAACUUUUGGAUGCAAUGUUUGCAACAGGUCUUAGUCCAUCACUGACAGUAUGUCUCAAAGAAUUGAGCCAAAACCUUCCACCGCUAAGAGAAGAAAUAUCAGAAGGUUUGCUAAACAUGCUCUCGCUAGUUUUGAGGAAUAAACCUUUCCUACACCCAGGUGUUCCAAGAAGCAUGGAACAACAAAGUACCUUGAGUCUAGUCAUCGAACCGCAAGAUACUGCAAGUAUUGUUCUGGCGUUACGAACGUUAGGUACUUUUCAAUUUGAAGGUCAACACAGCUUGCUUACUUUUGUAAGGCGAUGUGCCGAUCACUUCUUGCAAAGCGACCAACAAGAAAUCAGAUUAGAGGCAGUAAAAACCGCUGCGAAAUUAUUGGCAGAUGCCACUCUGAGGACUAUGAAAAACCCUUCUCGAACACUCACUAUGCUAACUGCCGAAGUUGUUGGGAAAAUGCUAGUGGUGUCUGUUACCGAUUCAGAUUAUGAAGUGCGCUAUUGGGUCUUAGAAUCUUUGACGGCUGUAUUUGACACACACUUAGCACAGAUAGAGAAUUUAAGCUUCCUUUUUAUAGCUAUGAAUGAUGAACAUUUGGAAAUACGUGAAUUAGCUAUUUGCACUAUAGGACGUCUAAGUACCGUAAAUCCCGCUUAUAUUAUGCCAGGUCUUAGGAAGACAUUAAUUCAGUUUUUGACAGAGUUGGAACAUUCUGGAAUGAGUAGAAAUAAAGAACAAGCAGCUAGAAUGCUUGAUAAUCUCAUUUUGCAUGCUCCAAAACUAGUUAAGCCAUAUAUGGAAACAAUACUGAAUGUUUUAGUGCCAAAACUCAAAGAGUCCGACUCAAAUCCAGGUGUUGUUAUUAGCGUUUUAAAAACUAUUGGAGACUUAGCUGAUGUGCAUGGAGAUAAUAGUGGUCUGAAGAAAUGUCUGCCUGAGCUCUUAAGCAUUCUUUUAGAACUGUUGUCUGAUGCUAGUGCAACUGAAAAGAGGAGCGUUGCUUUAUGGGCGUUUGGUCAAUUGAUCAGCGCCACCGGUUACGUAGUCACCCCCUAUACCGAAUACCCUAAUCUAAUGGAUGUACUUUUAAACUUCCUUAAAACAGAACAACAGCCGAAAGACAGGAGAGAGACCAUACGCGUUUUAGGGCUCCUAGGAGCUCUUGAUCCAUAUAAACACAAGCUGACGCGCGGUCUAAUUGAUGGACAACCUGAUUCUGGUCUAGUUUUAGUCCCAGUUGCGGACAGUAAAGCUGAGGAGAAUAACUUCGAUAUGACUACGAGUGAAAUGUUAGUGAAUAUGUCGUCUCCUGUCUUAGACGAGUACUAUCCUGCAAUUGUUAUAUCUACAUUGAUGCGGAUACUUCGUGAUCCGACCCUACAACAGCAUCACACGAGUGUGGUACAAGCUGUCUUUUUUAUAUUCCAGUCAUUGGGCAUUAAAUGUGUCCCGUAUAUCUCCCGAGUAACUCCAAGUCUCCUGUAUGUGGCUCGGGCAACUGAUAAUAAUAACUUCCGAGAGUUCUUAUUCACGCAACUUGCAAAACUUAUAGCGAUCGUGAAGCAACAUAUUCGGAACUAUCUUGACAAAAUAUUUGAUCUUAUUAAGGAAUUUUGGACUCCAAACAGUCCUUUACAGCCUACAUUGAUAUUGUUAGUAGAGCAUAUUGCGAUAGCGCUCGGAUCUGAAUUCAAAGUUUAUUUGCCUCAACUAAUGCCACAUAUACUACGCGUACUUGCACAUGACACGAGUAAAGACAGAUUUGUUACAGAAAAACUCCUUUAUGCAUUGCAAAAAUUCGAAGAUAAUUUAGAUGAUUAUAUGCACUUAAUUAUUCCAUCAAUAGUGAAGCUAUUUGAUGCGACGGAUUGUCCUAUACCAGUGGCUAAAGUAGCUAUGGAGACAGUUGACUAUCUUUCGGAUUCUUUGAAUUACAGCGAACUAGUUUCUAGAAUAAUCCAUCCCCUUGUUAGAAGUUUGGAUACAUGUUAUGCUUUACGCACAACUGCGAUGGACACGUUGUGUGCUCUAAUAAUACAACUUGGCCGUAAAUACAUGGACUUCAUACCUUUGGUACAGAAAGUCAUUGUAAAACACAGAAUCACGCACCAGAACUAUGAGUUACUGCUUUCAAAGUUACAAGCAACUUCUACAUUUGGUGUAGAUGACUUUUUACAGAGCACUCGACGCAAGCCGCGGAAUAAUAAUCAAGAGGCCCGCAUAGUGAUCGCGGAUUCGUCGCAGUCGAUACGCAAGUUGUACGUCAACGCACACAACCUGAAGGUUGCGUGGACGGUCAGCAGCCGCGUCUCCAAGGACGACUGGUUGGAAUGGCUGCGCCGUUUUAGUAUCGGUCUUCUUACAGAAUCUCAUAGCCCUGCUUUGAGAGCAUGCCUGACCCUGGCGCACAACUAUUCGCAACUGCUGCGCGACCUGUUCAACGCGGCGUUCGUGUCGUGCUGGACGGAGCUAGAGGACGCGUGGCGCGCGGAGCUGGCGGGUGCGCUGGAGCAGGCGCUGACGGCGCCCGACGCGCCCGAGUUGGCACACACAGUGCUCAACCUGGCCGAGUUCCUGGAGCACUGCGAGGGCGGCGCGCUGCCCGUGUCCGCGCAACUCCUGGGCGAGCGUGCCAUGCACUGCCGCGCCUACGCCAAGGCGCUGCACUACAAGGAAGAAGAAUUUCGAAAUGGCGCUACAUCUCAAGUAGUCGAAGCGCUAAUACACAUAAAUAAUAAACUACAACAAAAAGAAGCUGCUGUAGGAUUACUAGAAAGAGUGAUGGCGCAGCGAGAAGCAGGCGACGCUAACUUAAAAGUUCAAAUACGGUGGUACGAGAAAUUACACAACUGGGAAAAGGCCUUGAAUUUAUACGACGAAAAACUAUCAGUGGACCCAGAUAAUAAAGAUGCGUACCUGGGAGAACUGCGAUGUUUCGAAGCAUUGGGAGAAUGGGUCAAACUGUACAAGGCAGUCUCCAAACGUUGGCCCAAAAUGAGCGAUGAAGAGAAAUUCAAAACUGCAAGAUUGGCUGCCGCCGCUGCCUGGGGUAUGAAUGAAUGGGAUUCCAUGACCAAUUACGUCAACUUCCUACCAGAAAACACCCAAGAUGGUGCCUUCUACAGAGCAGUUUUAAACAUACAUAAAGGUGAUUAUAAUGUAUCGAAAUUAUAUAUUGAUCAAGCACGUUCAUUGCUAGACUCAGAAUUGACAGCCGUGGCUGGCGAAAGCUACCAGCGAGCGUAUGGUGCGUUAGUGAACGCUCAGUUGUUGGCUGAGUUGGAAGAAGUGAUAACAUACAAGUUGGUUCAUGAGAGAAGAGAGUCUAUUAGACAAGCAUGGUGGACUAGGCUACAAGGGGGCCAGAGAUCGGUUGAAGACUGGCGCAAGAUACUCCAAGUGCGAAGCCUUGUAUUGACGCCUCAAGAAGAUAUGGCUACAUGGCUUAAAUUUGCUUCGCUUUGCAGGAAAAGUGGUGCUCCACGACAAGCUCAUAGAACAUUGGUUAUGUUGUUGGGUAUAGAUCCGAGCAAAAAUCGUGACCUACCACUACCAACUCAUGAACCGCGGUUGACUCUCGCCUAUGCCAAACAUUUGUGGGUAGCCGGUGAUAAAAAGUUGGCGUACGACCAACUGCAACGAUACGUAGACACGGUCGACACAGAUGAUGCGGAACAUUGCAGACUUCUAGCUCGCUGUCAUUUAAAACUAGGGUCUUGGUGCGAAUCUCUGUUAGGUAUCAACGAGCUCUCUAUUCCAGAAAUACUUCGUAACUAUGCAACAGCGGCGGCACUAUCGUCCGAUUGGUACAAAGCAUGGCAUGCUUGGGCAUAUAUGAAUUUCGAAACGGUGUUGUUUUACAAGCAUCAAGAAACAAAUAAUGACAACUCUGCAAACAAGAAACCCGCGCCCGAGUUUAUUCAACAGCAUACAGUUCCAGCUGUGGAAGGAUUUUUCAAAUCAAUCAAUCUUUCUCACGGCAGUUCGUUACAAGAUACCUUAAGAUUGUUAACAUUAUGGUUUGAUUACGGCCAGCAUCCUGCUGUACAUGAAGCCUUAGUUGAAGGCAUCGGGACUAUUGAAAUAAACGUCUGGCUUCAAGUAAUACCCCAACUAAUUGCCAGGAUUGAUACUCCAAGGGCUUUGGUGGGAAAAUUAAUACACUCUCUCCUAAUCGACAUAGGAAAGUCACACCCUCAAGCCCUAGUCUAUCCUCUCACAGUGGCUUCGAAGUCUUCUUUUGUAGCACGAAAGAAUGCUGCAAACCAGAUUCUAAAGUCUAUGUGUACUCAUUCAAGCAAUUUAGUGAAUCAGGCUGCUAUGAUCUCUGAGGAGCUUAUCAGAGUCGCGAUACUGUGGCAUGAGCAAUGGCACGAGGCACUAGAAGAAGCUUCCAGACUGUACUUCAGUGAACACGACGUUAAAGCAAUGUUUAAAACUCUCGAACCGUUGCAUGCGAUGUUGGAAUUGGGUCCACAGACAAUGAAAGAAGCGUCCUUCAGCCAAGCAUAUGGAAGGGACUUAAAUGAGGCACAAGAGUGGUGCAACCGCUAUAAGGAGUCUGGACAGGUGCGCGACCUGAAUCAGGCUUGGGACCUGUACUAUCACGUGUUCCGGCGCAUCAGCCGGCAGCUGCCGCAGCUGACGUCGCUGGAGCUGCAGUACGUGAGCCCGCGCCUGCUGGCCUGUCGCGAGCUGCAGCUGGCCGUGCCCGGCUCCUACGUGCCCGACGCAGACCUCAUCCGCAUCGCACACAUACAGAGCAGCCUGCAGGUUAUAACAUCAAAGCAAAGACCGCGCCGCCUCUGUAUCCGUGGCUCCAACGGCAAAGACUACAUGUUCCUUCUAAAGGGCCACGAGGACUUGCGACAAGACGAAAGAGUCAUGCAGCUGUUUGGCCUGGUGAACACCCUGCUCCAAGCAGACCCGGACACCUUCCGUCGAGACCUCGCUAUACAACGAUAUGCCGUCAUACCGCUCUCUACUAACUCUGGACUCAUUGGCUGGGUUCCUCACUGUGACACUCUGCAUUCGUUAAUACGAGACUACAGGGAGAAACGCAAAUGCCUACUCAACAUUGAGCACAGAAUAAUGCAGAGGAUGGCUUCUGAUCUAGAGAAACUAAUGCUUAUGCAAAAGGUGGAAGUUUUUGAACAUGCAUUGGAGCACACAGCCGGCGACGACUUAGCCAAGUUACUUUGGCUAAAGAGUCCUUCUUCAGAAGUUUGGUUUGAGCGACGAACGAACUACACACGCUCGUUAGCAGUCAUGAGUAUGGUCGGGUACAUCCUGGGUUUGGGAGACCGCCACCCGUCCAAUAUCAUGCUGGACAGAGUCACCGGGAAGUUCCUUCACAUAGAUUUCGGAGACUGCUUCGAAGUAGCCGUCACUCGCGACAAGUUCCCGGAGAAAAUACCUUUCCGUUUGACACGGAUGCUCAUCAAUGCUAUGGAGGUAACUGGCAUCGAAGGUACAUAUCGUCGCACCUGCGAGUCCGUAAUGGAAGUGCUCCACAGGCACAAGGAUAGCGUGAUGGCCGUGCUCGAAGCGUUCGUAUACGAUCCACUUCUCAACUGGAGACUCAUAGACGCCGACCGUCGAUCGAGAGGUGAUGCGGAGAAUUCGGAAGCUUCCUCUUCACCACUUACCAGCAAAAGCAGACCGCAGAUAGGGGGAAACGAUACACUUGACCAACCAGCGGAAACUAACCUGAACAAGCGGGCCCUGGUCAUCGUGAAUAGGGUAAGGGACAAACUGACUGGACGCGACUUCACCCAUAUCGAUGAUCUGUCUUGCGUGUCAGUGCAGAAGCAAGUUGACUUGCUGAUUCAACAGGCCACCAGCAACGAGAACCUGUGCCAGUGCUAUGUUGGCUGGUGUCCAUUUUGGUAA
Molecule: messenger RNA, 7278 nt
Organism: Parnassius apollo (apollo)
Lineage: Eukaryota; Metazoa; Arthropoda; Insecta; Lepidoptera; Papilionidae
Source: the annotation of a GenBank genome assembly